AUGGCGGGGCAGCCGCUGUACAUCACCCGUGCCGACGAACGCUGCCUACAGUUUCUGGAGGCGCGACCGAAGCAAUUUCCAUACGCAGACCCAAUUGCCUGCGCGAAGAAGCUGGCCGCGCUGAAGGGCGAGCCGGAGAUGGAAGAUCCAGACGGCGUUGACCCGGAUCGGCUGAAAGAGUUAGCCUUGAGCCUGGGUCUCGACAUCGUGGAUCACGAGAUCGUGACGGUCCUGCGCAGGUUUGGCGUGACCGACGAGGAUGGCAACCUUAGGAUACUUGGCCCUGCUGUGUUGGAAACCGCAGCGGCUCGUGAACGGCCGCAGAUGUCAAUCCAAACGCCGAGCCGAUAG
This is a messenger RNA of Symbiodinium necroappetens, 351 nucleotides long. The record is from the annotation of a GenBank genome assembly. NCBI's taxonomy places the organism in Eukaryota, Dinophyceae, Suessiales, Symbiodiniaceae.